Messenger RNA from Astrephomene gubernaculifera, 1929 nucleotides. The record is from the annotation of a GenBank genome assembly. Lineage: Eukaryota; Viridiplantae; Chlorophyta; Chlorophyceae; Chlamydomonadales; Astrephomenaceae.
CAAGCAUACACAUAGUUGGCCCAAUCUUUGUAGGUUAAACGCCAGCAACCAGUUGUGACUUCUUAUGCCCCCAGUAGUUUGUGGCGGCCAAUCCUUGAGAUAGCAAUGGCCGUGACCUGCUCAACAACACGUAUUCUCAUAUGGAGCUUAUGGGCAUUUACUGCGCUUGCUUCCGUCGCCUACAUGGCAGUUAGCAUAGUUACAUUCGUCAACAUUGUAAAGGGGGUAAAAGAUGGCUACAUCAUGGAGUAUUAUAUGGAUGGGGCUCAUGUAAAAUCUCGGAUCCCGGCUUAUAAAAAUGGACUACUUUCUUCUUGCAUGCUCGGCUUCUUAAUGGCCUUAUUCUGGGUAAUCUUCAGCUUCUUUGUUUUGCUUCGGCGGGUAUUCCGUAACGUAUCCAUGGGUUAUGGGGUGCUGCUCGCCACAUGCUCCCACACGGGCUGCUUCAUGCUGCUGGCAGGGCUCAUGCUGAACUCCCAGAAGAGGGUAGCUUCAGAUCUUCAGAAUUACGCGUUCUGGGGUGCCAGCGGCUAUCACAUCUACGUGACUACCUUCGCUUUCAACUACUUCCUCACAGCCCUGUAUUUUGUCAACUUCCUAGUUCUGCUUGGAACCUCGAACACUAUGAUGACACAGAAGUCGGACCGGGGUGCUACCUACGCGGCGUCACCGCCGCCUGCUAGCGUGACACCCACGAUGAGCCCCACAGCUGCCCUUGAGCUGCCUAGCGGCGUAUGGGGCAACUCCUACCAAGGGGGUGCCGUUUGAGCUUGACUCGCACCUAGCUAGCAGGAGUGCCGCACCGUUGGUCUGGAUGACGACAGUGCGUACGGAGCGGGAGGAUCGGAACUCACCUGGUGGGAGGCUGAUGGUAUGGCUCGGUUGGGGCUUGGGAGGCUGUUGGGUCCCAAAAAGGGCGGCAAACUUUGCCCUUUGGGGUGUUCAAGCGGCCGCUUGUGAUGUGCUCCGUUGUGUCUCUUUUGGUACUGGCGUUUGCUCUUACCUUCCGUGUAUGAGUGGAGGAAGUUUGAGGAAGAUAGCCACACCAUUUUUAUCGUGAAAGUGCGUUGCAAUGAGAAAUGAAGACUCCAUUUAUUAGGGGCUGCAGAAGAGAGGAAGGGAGGUUACGGGUGUGCCCUGCGGCCAGUGCUGUUUGGGCUUUGCAACUUUGCAAAGCAUAGUACUUUGUCACAUUUGGUGUCUGAGGCAGUCGGAGGCGGAAAAAUAAGUUCUGCGGCCCUAGUCCAUGUGGGGUUUGAUUGGCUACUUGGUGUGUACGGCAGCUCAUGUAUGAUUGGUACUUUGGCAUCUGCUAAAACAGCAAUCUCUUGUAUGUUUGUGAAAGCAUUGUGCUUUAUUCUUUACUAUCGAUGCGCCUCUUUAAGCAGCCCAAGGUGUGCUAAAUACGUAACGCCGAGCUUGGGAGCAACUGCUGAAGCUUCGAUGGUGUUUGGCGUGGAAUAGUUGACUGCACGUGAUACCGGUAGUGCGUCCCAGUUGCAACGUGCAGCAUAUCUUGGCGUGGAAUGCCCCACCAUGUGGUGGCUGUAUGUUGGGUUUCGCCUGCUGCUGCUGCUGCUGCUGCUGCUAGUGGUGAUGAUGAUGAUGAUGAUGAUGAUGAUAAUGAUGAUAAUGAUGAAUGCCAUGUCCCGGUUGACCAACAUAUGGAGAAUAUUGCGAGUUUGCAACGUACCAUGCCUUCUCCGGCAUGCUCCCUUCGCAAGAAUUUUGAGCUGCGGUGUUGCCAUCCUGCCUUGUGUGAUCCUUGUGAAGGAGACGGCGUUCGGCAUAGCCUGUCGCAUUAUUUUUGCCCUUCGCAAGCCGAGGGGUGCUUGCCCGGACAACCCAUACACCACCAAUGCGUGCAUCAUUGGUUGUGGCUGGCACGCCUCGCAAUGUAUCCUCUACAGCGUGCGAGCACUAUCUGGC